UAAGCUGGAAACGCUUUCGACACGUCUCUGUUGUGCUCACAACGAUGGAAGACUACGAACCUUUGCUAGUGGAAACAACAGUCAUCAAGUCAUCUGAAACCGAAUCAAUCAGACCGAUCACGGUCUACCAAGCACUGCAGGCGGAACGCCUACCCAACGAUGUUCAGUUCUCGCUUGGCGGGGCCAAAUUCGAUAAGGUCCUGCUGGUCACCCAUGCCAUGUUACGAGAUACCAGUGAUGCUCGAGGCGCUUAUGACCUCGAUGAUGGUACUGGGAUGAUAUAUGGGUCAUGGGUUAACAAAGCAGGACUGGAUCAUGCCAUGUUCUCGGCCAUGAUACAUCAAUUCGACAACAGUCUGGCUUGUGUCAUGGGCAAUAUUGUCCAGCGUGGCCAGCGUAAAAUGGUCAAUAUUGAGUCCAUGGUUGGGGCAGGCUAUCACCAGGCUAUGUAUCACGCUCUCGACUGCAUGAGGACAAGUUUGAUGAUUGAGAAGCACAAAGGACAAGCUCACAAUACAGACGAGAUGCUUGUCGUCCAAGAACUCAAAGAGGAUGUGGAAGACUCGAUAGCAGCCGACUCACGGGCAUUCGAACAAUCUUAUCGUUCAUUUUCAUUUUUUGAUCUGCCCCACAAUGAUGAAGGUAGAAAUGUCAGCUCCCCUCAGACUCUUGCUAGGCCGUUUCUGCAGUAUGGCGAUCAUAGUGAAGGUCUGAGUUCCGCGUCAACCUCAAAGCAAUCUGCAUCCCAACUUCCUGCACUACCUCUCGCACUUAAGCGUGAACCACCUCAUUCUUCCAUUGUUCGUGUGGCCCAUCCUUGCACAGUCACGCGAACACCGAGCCCCCUUUCUUCCUUUGGCUCAUCGCUCCAAAUCAGUUCUCAUUAUACUCCACAAUAUUACAGCCAGCUAGCUCAAUUGACAGCAACACAACUCGCUAUCGUGUCCAUCCUCAAUCAACCCAAGGCUGAUGAAAUGUAUGGGAUUCAGAUGCUUGAUGUGUACAAACGCGUGAGACAGGUAAUCAAGACCACUGAGGAAGAAUUCAGCACCGACAUAGAGUGGCUUCUUGAAGAAAUAUACAUAUUCAGCCCACUCGAUGAUGAUCGCAUUGCGCUCACGCCUCGUGCAUCAGUUUAGUUUCACCAUUUGUACAAAUCACCUCAUCCAAAAUUAUUCAGGAAUGAGACAUUGGGAACCCUGGUAUUCAAGUUGUGUAGUUGCGAAGUUUGUGCAAAGUCUACUUUGAUUUAGAUAGAUUGUUUUUGGUACGCGCUUGGACGGAAAAGGCAACUCCGAAGCACCGGUGUAGUACUUUCAGCU
This is a messenger RNA of Suillus fuscotomentosus, 1322 nucleotides long. RefSeq lists its product as uncharacterized. Bases 45 to 1139 code for a protein of 364 amino acids. The record is from RefSeq and is a predicted model, not a curated record. Lineage: Eukaryota; Fungi; Basidiomycota; Agaricomycetes; Boletales; Suillaceae. The transcript has 6 exons.